AUGAGGGAUGCAGUUAGUCAGUCCCGCUACAAUGUUACUAUACUAGCUUAUGGCCAAACAGGAAGUGGUAAAACCUAUUCAAUGGGUACAAAUUAUGUAGAAGAAGAAGAUAUGGGUGUUAUACCACGAGCAGUAUAUGAUAUAUUUAAUAUGAUUUCAUUAAAGGGUGAUUGGAGUUUUAAAAUUACAGUUUCAUUUAUGGAACUUUAUCAAGAACAAUUAUACGAUUUAUUGGUUGAUAAACAGCGAAGUUCAUCUGUUGUUGAUAUUAGAGAUGAUGGAAAAAACAUAAAAGUUGCUGGGGUUGUUGAAAAAGAAGUUACAAAUGCAGCAGAAACAUUAUACUGCUUAACACAAGGAUCUCUGCGUCGUGCAACAGGUGCUACAGCAAUGAAUGCACACAGUAGUAGAAGUCAUGCAAUAUUUACUUUAUGCAUAUAUCAACAAAAAAAAGGUGAUCCCAAUACAGCAACAACAUCAAAAUUUCAUCUAGUAGACUUAGCUGGAUCGGAGCGCAGUAAGAAAACACAAGCAACUGGUGAAAGAUUUAAGGAAGGAGUUAACAUAAACAAAGGUUUAUUAGCAUUAGGAAAUGUUAUAUCUCAAUUAGGAGAAGGUGGUUCUAUGUCCUAUGUUGGAUAUCGAGAUAGCAAACUUACAAGAUUGUUGCAAGAUUCUCUUGGUGGUAAUUCUAUGACACUGAUGAUAGCAUGUGUUAGUCCAGCAGAUUACAAUUUAGAUGAAACAUUAAGUACAUUAAGAUAUGCAGACAGAGCACGUAAAAUAAAAAAUAAACCUAUGGUAAAUCAAGAUCCAAAGAUAUCGGAAAUAAAUCGAUUGAACAAGUUAGUACAAGAAUUGAAACUUACUUUGGUGGAUCAAGAACUGAGGACCUCUUGUCCAAUUGAACAUCAAGAACUUGAUGUAAAGAAUCAAUCUUUGCAAAAGAAGAUGAGGGACUUGACAGAAAAACUAAAUAAUAAUUUAAUUGAAACUGUUGUUAUGCAUGAAAGGGCAGAACUAGCUGAACAAGCUAGAGAGAAAAUUCAAGCCGAUAUGGCGAAAAUAUUAGAAGAAUUUAAAGAACUCUUAGGUGUUUUUGAUAAAAAUUUUGAAAAAGAUAAUGAGUACUAUACAAAGUUAGAAGCUUUAUACUUAAAAAUUCUUAAUAUUCAAAACGAUCAGAAGAAAACAUCAGAAGAACUUAUAAAUUGUGAAAUAUCAUCUGAAAAUGCAAAACUAUUCACAACUAGUGAUAUAGAGGAAUCAGAACAUGCGUCUAUAGAUGAAUGUUCUGAAAGUCCAGAUAGUUUAGACGAUUUUGAUGAAAAACACGAAGAACAUACCUUACUUCAAGUUAAAAGGAACAAUGAAGUACAAAAUAUUAAUAAAGAACUCGCUAUUAAGGAAAGUCUUAUAUGUCAACUCUUAAAGAAUUCAUCUCAAAUAAUUGAUUAUUCAAAAGAGAUACAAGAAAUGGAGCAAGAGAUAAAACGACUUCAAACGGAAAGGGAAGAGCUUUUACAAGUGGUACAAAAUGUUCAAACGAGUAAUGCUAGUUCAAAACUUGCAGAAAGUAGACGGAAAAAGGUACAAGAAUUGGAAAAGAAAAUAACGGAAUUAAGACGUAAAGUAACAGAGCAAGAUAAAAUAGUUAAAAUGAAAGAGAAACAAGAUCAACAAAUAAAAAAUCUAUCAAACGAAAUGCAAUUAUUGAAACAAACAAGGGUUAAAUUAAUUAGACAAAUGCGCAAUGAAUCCGAUAAAUUUACAAAAUGGAAGGAAUCUAAGGAAAAGGAAGUGAAUAGAUUAAAGGAUCAAAAUAGAAAACAAAUAAACGAAGUAUCGCGUCUAAAAAUGUGGCAUAGUAAACAAGAAACCGUGUUUAAGAGAAAAAUGGCAGAAGCUUUUGCUGUCAAUAAAAGAUUGAAAGAAGCUCUUGAUUUACAAAAAAAAGCAAUAAUGAGGAAAGAAAAAAUGAAUAAUAAUGUUGAUAAAAUUCGAAGUUGGCUGAUUCAAGAAGUAGAAAUAUUAGUAAGCACUGUUGAUGCGGAAUAUUCUCUUGAAAAAUUAAUGCAAGAUAGAGCUUCAUUGACAUGUAUGCUAGAAAAAUUUCGAAACAGUGAUGACGCAGAUGAGAACAAAAUUGCUGAACUUACGGAAUUUAUAGAUUUACGUAAUACUCAAAUUACGGAUCUCCAACAAAAAAUAGUUGAAUCGGACCAAGAAAAUAGAACAUAUACAAGGUGGCAGAAAAUGCACACAAUGGAUGAUGCAAGAACUACUCUUAAAAUAUUAUUUAAGCAUAUUGCAGAAGACAGAAGAAAAGAAUGUGUAAAAGAAUCCGCGUACAAUGAACUUCUGGAGAAACAUGAAUUAUUACAAGCACAAUUGGAAGAGUAUCGCGCAAAAGAGAAAGAAAGACGCAUGUCGAAGCAACUUGCAAUAAAUAACACAUGUAGUGUUACAGAAUAUGAAGCUGAAGAAAACAUUAAGCUGGAGGAAGAUUCGAAGUCUUAUCAAGAAGAAUGCCAACAGCUGAAGAAAAUAGUUUUGAAAAAAACCAACAACAGCCAAAAUAAAUUAAAAUCAAAAGUUCCUGAAAGGGUAACGAGGGAAGAUGAAUGCUCUCCAACAGAUGACAGUAUUAUUGAAGAUGAUGAUGUCGAAAAAGAUCCGGAUUGGACAAACACGCCACUUUAUAAUCGCAUUCAAAAACUUUUGAAUGCAACAAAAGAUUAUUCGCUUGAUCGCGGAACAACGAAACGAACAUCUGAUGGAGAUAUAAAAUGUGGUUGUAAAACGAAAUGUUCGACACGCGUUUGUACAUGUCGUAAAAAUAAAAUUAUAUGUAGUAACUGUAGUUGUAAUCCAGAAAUUUGCCAAAACAAAGAUUUAAAGAACUUGAAUCGUACAUUAUUUUUGGAUUAUAAAGAGGAAGAUCAAGAAAACGAUGAAUCUAUAAAAAAGCCGAGGCAAACAAAUUUGAAGUAA
This is a messenger RNA of Habropoda laboriosa, 2994 nucleotides long. RefSeq names its product chromosome-associated kinesin KIF4 (gene Klp3A). Lineage: Eukaryota; Metazoa; Arthropoda; Insecta; Hymenoptera; Apidae. Gene Ontology annotation, molecular function: microtubule motor activity; ATP binding; microtubule binding. The transcript is spliced from 13 exons. Gene Ontology annotation, biological process: microtubule-based movement; mitotic spindle organization. Bases 1 to 2994 code for a protein of 997 amino acids. The record is from RefSeq and is a predicted model, not a curated record.